Molecule: messenger RNA, 2343 nt
Organism: Thyridium curvatum
Lineage: Eukaryota; Fungi; Ascomycota; Sordariomycetes; Thyridiales; Thyridiaceae
Exons: 4
Coding region: 1-2343 (780 amino acids)
Source: RefSeq, a predicted model, not a curated record
AUGGCAACCCGCCGGGCAGCCAAGGCCGCAGAGGCGACAGCAUCAGCUCCAUCUCCGGCUGUGACGCGACGCAAGACGCGACAACAAGCAGCUGAGCCAGCUGCCACAAUGCCGGCCCCAGAGAUCAAACCCAUCAUUCCCUAUCCUCGUCGAAAUGUACGACGUCCCGCUGAUGCAGAGAGUAUCGCGAGCGUCAGAAGUACCCACACCAAUGCCACGGCCACAGUGUAUGAGAUGCCGACGCCUGGUUUCCACCGCCUCGCUGCUCUCGCUAGAGGUGCAAGCACGCCAGGCGUGCGGAAGCGCGUCUCAGAUGCUGCUUCUGUUAUUUCUACAAUGACGGACAGCACGCCUGCCAUGCGUGAAGCCCGAUCUGGCCUGAUGAAGUCCUUCUUCCCCCGCCUGUCAGCUGCGACCAGGGAUCUCCAGAACCACCUGGAGCAGCAGGACGCAGUUGACGAGGAAAUCUGGGACACCCAGCUUGAGUUCUACUACCAGGCCUUCGACAGCUACAAGCAGCACUACGCCGACUCGGGCAUGCCCUACAUCAACGGCCAAGAGGUCCUCUCGCGGAUCGGCUGCCCGGUGAACUCGCCGGCCUGGCAGCGAGCCAUGCGCAUCAUCUCCACGGCAAACCUGACCGACCUCCAGUACACCCUGGUCCAGCUCAAUAUCGAGGACAGGCUCUCGGAGCUGCAGACCCUGGACAGUGCCUUCCCUUCCAGGUUCUAUCCGGACGAGUCGCUCAACGACAACGAGUACUCGUUUGAGCAGGCGCUCGAGAUUCGGACGCAGACCUUCAUUGCCACGAUCCAGGAUGUAGGACAGCACGAAGACCCCUUCGGUCUCCUCGCGCGAGUCUUCUGCGACGGCGAGGCCGCGUCCCAGGACUUUAAGCGGGCCUUGGACCUUGGCCCCUACGAGCCUCUGGCCGGCGUCGAUCUCAACGACGACGCGAACUCGAACCUCCGCGGUCGCUACAAGACGCGUCUCGCCAGCAUCCGGUCACUCUUGUCGCCAAAGGCAAACGAGUACAACGUUGCUCAACUGCAGGAGCACUUCAAUUUGCAGGAGUUCUGGAACAACCUCAAGGAUUGGAUCAAGGCUUGCCAAGCCGCCCUCCAGAACCCGGGCUCCCAGGAGGCUGCCUCGCAGGCUUCGGCAGCUGCGCAGCACGAUGCGCCGGCCGUGAUGGACUCUCAGGAAGACCUCGAAUCGCAGGGAGAGUCUCAGCUCGACUCCCAGAACGACUCGGAGAUUAUGUCCCAGCCGAUAGUGCGAGCUGCGCCGGCAUCUUCAGCCCAACGGAUCCCCUGGAACCAGGACUCUAUCAAAUUCCUCCGCUCUCGGGAGCAGGACAUCAACCAGCCGGAACUGGCCAGCGAGCGCGGCAGCGUCGUCAGCGACUACCCCGUCUUCUCCAACGAGGCCAUCAUCAAGAGGUCGCAGCAGCACAUCCUCGACCAGCAGCAGCAGCAGCAGUCGUCGCCGCAGCCAACAGCCCGGACAACAGCAGUCGCCGCCUCGCCCUCGUCCUCCGCCGCUCCCGCACCGGGCCAGAAGCGCUUUUUCGACCAGAUCCAGGCAUCCAGCCAGGACGACCCGUUCGAGGACGACGACCCGUUCGAGUCGGACCCCCGCGUCCCGGACAGCCAGAAGCGCGGCCUCAUGCCCCCCCCGCCGCAGUCCUCCCUCCCCAACAAGCGCGUCCGCAUCGAGCACCGGCCCGCCUACGGCGAGCGCCCCCGCGCCCCGCCCUCCUCCUCCUCCGCCUCCGCCUCCGCCGCUCCGCGAGCUAAGAUCCCGCGGCCGCCGGCGCCCUCCUCCUCAUACCCGCCCGUGUCCACGGGAGCCACGGCCGUAGCCGACGACGAGGACGACGACGACGACGAGAUCGACCACGAGGCCGUGUCGUCGCAGGCCAGGGCCAUGACGGCCGUGUCGCGCCGCCGGGCGGGCCCGCAGACGCGCACGCCCUGGUCGCGCAACGACACCCGGACGCUCAUCCGCGCCGUGCACUCGUUCGAGGCCAAGUGGAGCAAGAUGCAGAAGGCCAUCGACGAGGGCCGGCUGCCGUUCGAGCACCCGCGCGACCAGCAGGGGCUGCGGGACAAGGCGCGGCUGAUCAAGGUCGACUUUCUCAAAGAGGACUUUGCUGACUUUCUUGAUGUACCCUUUCUUAGAACUGACACGCUCCUCCCUCCGGGUUUCGACCUCGUCGUGCUGGGCAAGAAGGAGGCCGAGGCCGUCAGGGCCGUCGGCAAGAACCCGGACCGCAAGGAGAUGGACGUCGAUGAGUUCAAGAGGCCCGUGAAUACCGAGUAUCAGCCAUCCCAGGAGUGA